UAAUUAUCUGCGAUUCCUUAUUACCUACGGAUCGUAAACUUGACCUUUGGUUUUAUUAUGUUAUAUUUGUGUCGAGAUACAACCGCGUUGGACGCGCAUCGCGUGUCAAAUCGUGAAUCAGUUUUUAUUUUACUGUAAUUGUUAUUGCUAAAAGACGUUGAUAUGAUUGGAGUAUCAUUCUUCAUUCUAGUCACAGCACUAGUAGCUUCUACAUUAGAAGAAGACCUCCCACUGUCGCCUUGCCCAAAUGUAUUUCAGUAUGAACAAACUGGCUUCGAAGCUGGACAGUGGUAUGGUGUUGUCAAUCUGUCCACAGAUAGCACUCUCCACUCCUUGUGGUUAAAUAUUGUCUUAGACACUAAGGCAAAUAUAUUAGGAAACUGGAUCGGAGAUGUAUCUACUACAGACAAUAUUGACUUCAAAGUGGAGAACACAAAUAUGAAGAUCCACCCAGGACCGGCCGUGGCCGUUAGGUUUUUCGUGCGCUAUGACAAAUUGGGCAAAACACCCAAAUUGCAAGCGAUUCGGCUUAACGGCAGGGAAAUUUGUAACGCUAAUAAUCCCCAACCAGCUGUUGACAGGCCUGAUAUAGUUGUAUCGAGACCCGAGAACUCCAGACCUGUUGAUCGACCGGUCACAAGACCCACAGAAUCGCGGCAGGACACGAUCAGAGUUGAUCGACCGAGCGACCGCCCGGUGACAAGGCCCGAUAAUCGACAGACAGAGUCGAGCAGACCUAGGCAAGAAGAUAAAGUUAUUACUAAACCCGUGUUUGGAAGGCCGUCUGGAGACGGGCCCGUAUACGUACAACCACAGAAUCCCUCAUUAGAUGGUAGCAAUGCGAAUCCCUACAGCAUACUAAGUGGAGGGGUUCCCUCCCAGACCGUGACCCGGCGACCCACCUACCAGCUGACCACCUCGACCCACCGGACCACAACGAAUCGAGAUGAAGACGACAGCGGUAGUGACUCGGACUACUUCUCAGGUGGACGACCUACCGUCGUGCUCCAGGAGACGAACAACAACAACAAUGACAACAACGGGAACAGACGCGUCACUCGGGAUCAAUGUGGCACGGUUGUACGCAAUAAUCCGAACCCUUUAGUGGUGAAUGGAAAACCAACCCUGGAGGGACAGUGGCCUUGGCAGAUUGCAUUAUAUCAAACACAGACAGUUGACAACAAGUACAUAUGCGGCGGAACCCUGGUCUCCAACCUGCACGUGAUCACGGCAGCGCACUGCGUCACUCGCAAGGGCUCAUCCAGGAUAGUCAACAAGAAUACACUCACCGUGUACUUAGGGAAGCACAACCUCAGAACAUCUGUAGAAGGCGUGCAGAUUAGAUUGGUCGCAGAAAUCUCAGUGUAUCCCGAAUACAAUGCAACUUCAUUUAAUAAAGACUUCAGUGUACUAAAGCUUCGAGAGUCGGUCCAGUUUACGGAGUUCGUGAGGCCGGCUUGCUUGUGGCCAGAGAAUCAGAUUGCCCUGAGCAAUGUGAUUGGGAAAAAAGGCGCUGUUGUCGGAUGGGGAUUCGACGACACAGGCGUAGCCUCCGAAGAGCUGACUCUAGUUGAAAUGCCAAUUGUUGACCAAGAAACAUGUAUUAGAUCGUUCAGUGAAUUCUUUGCUAAAUUUACAUCCGACUAUACAUAUUGUGCAGGCUACAGGGACGGAUCUCCAGAUAAUUAUGACGAGACUAGUUACGGGAGAAAGCGAACAUCGGUCUGCAACGGCGACAGCGGUGGUGGCAUGGUGUUCAAGAUCCAAGGUAUCUGGUAUCUCCGCGGACUGGUGUCAUUAUCUGUGGCGCGCCACAACGAGUACCGGUGCGACCCGUCGCAUUACGUUAUAUUCACCGACUUAGCUAAAUUCUUGCCUUGGAUCAAACAGCACACAAACGAUGAUUAAGUUAAGCGCCAUCUUGUGGAUUGUAAUGUAAAAAAGUGACUGGUUAGAAUUAAAAUGGCGCUAAGAAUACAUUAUUAUUGAAUUUUAAUUCAUAUUCUAUUUUCAUUACGAAAUUUUAUAAUUUAUAAGGUAGGCGUAGCUUUGUGAUUUUGGAUAUAAUAUUGUUAGUAUAUGCCUUAAUAAUAUAUAAUAAGAUAUAGGCUUACCAUGAACUACCUAUUGACAUGACAAAUGAAAAUUAUGUUAGGAAAACAUAGUCAGUACUUUGUAUCAAAAUAUACAUAAUGUAUAUAAUGUCAAUAUUACAUUUAUUGGGGACUUGAAAAUAAUCAAAUUUAAUUACAUCUGGUAUUGCAGUUGUGAAGUAAUAAUCGGAAAACACACACAGUAACACUAUGUCUGAAUAUGCAGUUAUGCUUAAAAGGGCCCAGGGCUGUAAAAAAAGUUAAUAAGAACAUAUAGUAGUAAACGUAAACUUACAUAUUUGCGUAUAUAAGCAGCUGUAGUCCGAUUUAUAUCAAACAUGUGAAUGCAAAAAAAAAUAUUUAAUUCGUGCCAUGCAUGCAUACCCUUUUACUGCAGCCUCAGGCAAUAUUAAAAUUUGGGACGACACAUUUAAGGCCGGAAUAGAUACACAUGUCUUCAGCUUUCUUGCUCACUUGCAUACCAGCUUUGCCCGUGCCAGCUAUUGUGAUGUAUAUACACAUAGUGGCAUGCAUGGAUAUGGCAAGCAAAUAGAUCGCAAACAAUUUGAUUUUCUUGCAUGCAAUAUGAGGGAAGGGGACGCGGGGGGCUGCGGAACCGGCACCUGUGAACAGCUACGGGCAUGCCAGUUAUUGUCGAGUUGUCGUCUUAAGUCUUAAUGUUAUUUUCAAUAUAGUUUUCGCCGGGAUUGCACAUCGCAAUUUUUCUGGAAACAUUCUAAAAUGGUUCCUGUAAUCAUCUCUGUAUUCUUGUCGCAUUUCGAUAAUCAGUUAAGGACCUCUAAAUUCUCCCAUUUCUGGUAAUAAUUUAUAACUCAAAUCUGCCUUCUUUUUUUUUUCUGCAAGUAUGCCAGCUACAUUCAUGUGAAUACGUCAUGGAAAUAAAAGCAUGCAAGUACGCAAAUUGCAUGCAAGUACGCAAAUUGCAUGCAAGUACGCAAAUUGCAUGAAAGUUUAACUUGCAAAUGUAUUCACUGUUUGCACUUGUUUGUACCAUUAACUUGUAUGCAAGCUAUUUAUCUGUUUUACAGGCCAAAUAUGUAUUCCGGCCUUUUAAACAGCAUGUCACAUGUUCAAACGAUCUCAUGUUUAAACCUCUCGUAUUAUACAUUUUUUUCAUAAUCAAAGACUACCCUUAUUUUACAACUAAUUUUAUUUGAACGGCGAAAUUUACUUUAAAUAAUAUCAUUGUUAAUAUCACCUCAAGGAUUAUUGUUAUGUAUUAAAGUAUUUAUAAAUAUAUGACACCGAUACUUUGACAAUCUGAGUUAUGUUUAUGAUGUAUAGAGUCGACUUAAAGUUUCAUAUAACAUAUUUAUCUAUCAUAUUCUUGUAUUAAAUUAUUCUUUUUAUUUAUAUAAAAAUGUCAUCCAAAUAUAUCUAUAGAUACUAGGUACAAAUAUAAGUAAUAGUAUUUUUAAUUUACAAUUAAUAAGAAUGUUAUUUGUAAUUAAUAUCAGAUAGCACUGCAAUCAUUAUAGAAUAAAUUAGGUAUGUUGAUGUUUCUAAUUUAAAUCGUAAGUCGACUCUUAAGCAGAUGUACUCCUCGGAUGUUUUUUUUAUUAUUUUUAAUUGUUUUGUACAAUUCAACUAUGUAUUAUAAUAAAUGGAAUUAAAGAAAUUCAA
Molecule: messenger RNA, 3737 nt
Organism: Leptidea sinapis
Lineage: Eukaryota; Metazoa; Arthropoda; Insecta; Lepidoptera; Pieridae
Product: serine protease gd-like
Exons: 11
Coding region: 163-1908 (581 amino acids)
Biological process (GO): proteolysis
Molecular function (GO): serine-type endopeptidase activity
Source: RefSeq, a predicted model, not a curated record